Molecule: messenger RNA, 1487 nt
Organism: Ziziphus jujuba (common jujube)
Lineage: Eukaryota; Viridiplantae; Streptophyta; Magnoliopsida; Rosales; Rhamnaceae
Product: ervatamin-B
Exons: 2
Coding region: 165-1211 (348 amino acids)
Cellular component (GO): lysosome
Molecular function (GO): cysteine-type endopeptidase activity
Source: RefSeq, a predicted model, not a curated record
AAUCGACUGAAAACUCACGUUGGAUAUUUCCAAAAGAUUGACAUCGAUCAAGCUGUGACUGCUAAUAUUUCUAUAAAUAACCAAUCAUUCUGUGCUUGGCUUCCUCACAUUUUGCCCUGCGCUUAAAACCUUCAAUAUCAUUUCAUUGUAGAUUAUCAUAGACAAUGGGAAUCACAUCUGAAAGAAGUUUUGUGAUUGCCAUUUUCAUAAUAUUGGUGAUCAGUUGGGCAUCCCAAGCCAUGUCCCGGACGUUGCAUGAUGAUGAAGCUUCCAUCAACGACAUGCAUAAGCAGUGGAUGAGUCAAUACGGACGAACUUAUGCAAACGAUGCGGAGAAGGAAAGGCGUUCCCAGAUAUUCAGGGAAAACAUGCGUUUCGUGGCAAACUUCAACAGUAAUGGGAAUAAUAAUCAUACCUAUAAGUUGGACAUCAAUGAGUUUUCAGAUUUGACAACCGAAGAAUUCCUCACUUAUUAUACUGGAUCCAAGAGGCCUACCCACUACUCAAAGACAGCCGAAACUACAUCAUUUAGGUAUCAAAACCUGACUGAUGUACCCACUAGCAUUGACUGGAGGGAUAAAGGAGCGGUCACCCCCAUCAAGAACCAACGCCAAUGUGGAUGUUGUUGGGCAUUUUCGGUUGUGGCAGCUGUGGAAGGGAUUACACAAAUCAAAACCGGAAAUCUAAUCUCGCUUUCGGAGCAACAGCUUGUUGACUGCGUCCACAAUGGCAAUACUAAUGGUUGUAGUGGUGGUUGGAUGGAUGAUGCAUUCCAGUACAUAGUACAAAACCAAGGUAUUAGCACCGAAACAAGCUACCCAUACGAGGCAGCAGACGGAACUUGUGAUAAGGAGAAGGCAAUGGAGAGGGCUGCCAAAAUAACAGGCUAUGUAGAUGUGCCUCCCAGUAACGAGGAAGCAUUGCUAAAGGCCGUGUCUGCUCAACCUGUCUCGGUUACCAUCGAUGCUAGAGCAAAAGAGUUCCAUAUGUACAAAGAGGGUGUCUUCAAUGGAGGCUGUGGGACAAAGCAUAACCAUGAAGUAACAGUGAUCGGUUAUGGGGUGACUGAAGAUGGUACCAAGUACUGGUUGAUCAAGAAUUCGUGGGGUGAGAGCUGGGGUGAGAAUGGCUACAUGAGAAUUCUGAGAGAUUAUGACUCCCCUCAAGGACUUUGUGGAAUUGCCAUUCAUCCUGCCUAUCCAACUGCAUAACUAUGUUCCAUCCAACUGCAUAACUAUGUUCCAUCCAAAAGAAAUUGGAUUAUCUCCACCUCAUGCACCUACUAUUAUUACCUCUACAUUUGCAGUUCUUAUGUUUAUGUUUUUUAUUAGAUAUUUUUGGCUGUUAAAAAGCCUACAUAUAUAUAUAUAUAUAUAUAUAUAUACAUAUAUCUAGCAUGCACCUUGUAUGUCUUUACUUAGGCAAUAAAUUAAAUAUCCAUUAUAGCUAAUUUGGGUGAUAUAUUUAUUUCUACUAAUAAGUACAAA